UUCAGAUCGCUUUGAGUCCACAUUCAUCGGACUUGGAUAUGAAGGCGCUUUUCGCGCUUCUCCUAUUGCUGCAAUGGAUGGCCUUCGGUCUCUGCGAGGUUGAUUGCACCGAGAAUGGCACCAAUGUGGGCUGUGGAGGAGCCUGUCCAGAGACAUGCAUGGUGAAGACCGUCCUUUGCACCCUUGAGUGCGGUGCGCCGUGCGUUUGUAACCCAGGAUAUAUUAUCGAUGAGUCAAAGCCUGCCUGUGUCUUGCGAAAGGAUUGUCCACCUAUUAGCUAUAAAGCAAGAAAAAUUAAUUAUUCUGUGCGAACGUUCAAGAACUUUGGUGGUGGGUGAAAAAUACACACAAAAUGCUAUUUGUUUUUAAAUAAAUACAAAUAAAUAAACUUAUCAUAUCCAAUUGGAUAGAAGAGCAGCAAACA
Scaptodrosophila lebanonensis is the source of this 424-nucleotide messenger RNA. Its product is annotated as accessory gland protein Acp62F-like. NCBI's taxonomy places the organism in Eukaryota, Metazoa, Arthropoda, Insecta, Diptera, Drosophilidae. Bases 39 to 338 code for a protein of 99 amino acids. The record is from RefSeq and is a predicted model, not a curated record. The transcript has a single exon.